Passer montanus (Eurasian tree sparrow) is the source of this 2927-nucleotide messenger RNA. It is a transcript of the gene CASP6, whose product is annotated as caspase 6. Bases 610 to 1524 code for a protein of 304 amino acids. Gene Ontology annotation, biological process: proteolysis; apoptotic process. The record is from RefSeq and is a predicted model, not a curated record. Gene Ontology annotation, cellular component: cytoplasm. The transcript has 8 exons. NCBI's taxonomy places the organism in Eukaryota, Metazoa, Chordata, Aves, Passeriformes, Passeridae.
UACAGAAGAAUGAGGUUUUGUCAUUGGCUUUGGUUUAGAAACUUGUUUGUUACGCAAUUGAUCGGUGACCGGUAAGUGCCGCAUAAUUCCCGGCUGGGGAAUGCUCGUUAAGACACCGGGGCACUCUCGUCAACACCUUGUCACUCGCCACACAGCUCCGAAACCAUCAAAGAGAGCUGAAGGGAGAACAGAGCGAAGCUGCAGAAUGAUCCACACUUCUCAAAGGUCGUGUGUGGGUGCCCGAAUGGAAGCGCACUUUGAGGAACAGGAGCCGCACAGGAAAGAAAACACUAUGGGCCUGAAAUGGGAAUUCGAGUACAGUUUUGAAAAAUUUAAACCAAGUGAACACGGGAGGCUCUCACCACAUUUCAGGACGAUGGUUUUGUACAAGCCGGCGCAGUUACUCGACCGCGGUCAGUAAAGUAUCGCCGCAGGAAACACUGGGCGCACUCCAGCACCCAGCCGGGCGCUUCCCGAUCCCUCCCUCGCCCCUCCUGGCGGAGGCGCCGCCGCGGAAACAAAGGGCGAGGGGGCGGGCCGAGCGGGAGGAAGGCUCGGAGCGGCAAGGCUCGGCGGUGUCGGCGUGCAGCCGUGCCUCGGUGCACCGCGAUGUCGGGCUCGGAGCGGCGGCCGCCGGCGGGCCAUGUCCAGCUGGAUAGCAGACCUAUAUUACCCACCACAGAUGGAAAUGAGAACAUCACAGAAGUAGAUGCACUCACUAUAAGCAGACAAUCACUUGAUCCUGCAGUGGAGUACAAAAUGAACCAUCAAAGAAGAGGACUUGCAUUGAUCUUCAAUCACGAGCACUUUUUUUGGCAUUUAAAGCUGAACGACAGACGUGGGACUAUGGCAGACAGAAACAAUCUGAAACGCAGUUUGACAGACCUUGGGUUUGAAGUCAGACUUUUUGAUGAUCUGAAAGUAGAAGAUGUGCAGAAGAAAAUUUAUGAAGCCUCUAGGGAGGACCACAGCAAUGCUGACUGCUUUGUGUGUGUGUUCCUGAGCCACGGUGAGGAUGGUCACGUUUAUGCAUACGAUGACAAAAUCAAAAUUCAGACAAUCACAGACAUGUUCAGAGGAGACAAGUGCCAGAGUUUGGUAGGAAAACCAAAGAUAUUUAUCAUUCAGGCCUGUCGAGGCGACAAACAUGAUGAUGCAGUCAUUGCUCACGACUCAACAGACAACAGCAGUGAAUCCCCUGUCAAUGAGACUGAAGUGGAUGCAGCUGGUGUCUACACUCUGCCUGCUGGUGCAGACUUUAUCAUGUGCUACUCUGUGGCAGAAGGCUACUAUUCUCAUCGUGAAACUCUGAAUGGCUCCUGGUACAUCCAGGAUUUGUGUGAGACCCUUAGGAAGCAUGGAGCUUCCUUGGAGUUCACAGAACUUCUUACUGUUGUUAACAGGAAAGUAUCAUAUCGCAGAGUAGAUAUGUGCAAAGAUAUUAAUGCUAUAGGGAAAAAACAGAUUCCUUGUUUUGCCUCAAUGUUAACUAAAAAAUUGUAUUUUCAUCCAAAAUCUAAGUAGAUUAUUUAGCAGUGAUGACUAUUACCUCCUGCAGAGCAAAGAAUACCAUCUUAGUUGAGGAGACAUAAUAUUCUGCAAGACUGUCUGCAACAUCACUGGGAUCAAAUGUUACAGUUUGUAUAUCUAAUAGUUUCUAAAAUCUUGAAGCAGUUUUAAAGUUAGAAUUACACCAGGGAAUUCAUCUCAGGGAAUAUGGGAGAAGUUGACUGGUGCCAGAGUAUUAGAAGGUGCUCAGAUUUUAUGGAAACUGAUGCUCCAGACUACUUUUUUCUUAAAAGCUUCUUGCUUGAUUGCCAUCUAACUAUGGCACACUUUACUAUUUCCAAAACAUUUCUAAAUGUUCUAUUAGAUUAACUUUUCUUGCUCCUAGAGCAGAGUUUACAGGGAAUAUGGUUUGUAGGACAUCUUUUUAAAUAUGCAGACAGCAGAAUCCACAACUUUUGUAGCUUUUUUGGGCUUUUAAAACAUUUUAAAAAUUUUCUUGCAACACUAAAAAGGAACUUAAUUCCUUGAGUACAACUGGCAUUAAUACAGGAUUAAUCAAAUAGGGUUGAUUAAUAAAGGGUUUCCUUUUACUUGAAUAAAAUUUAUGCUUGGGAUACAAUUACAAUUUGCCGGUGCUUUGCAUCCUCAGGAGAAAAACAGCAGUAAUGAGACAAGACCAUGUACAGUUUGCUCAGGGCGAGCUUGUCUUGUCCAUUUCUCUAAAGCUAAAGCUGCUGGACAGCUCUAGGCAACUCUCCAAAAUAUAACAGAUGCAAACCUUCAUGCUUCAGGCCUUUAAGUUGCAUCAGGCCUCCUCUUGGCCAUGGAGAAGAUCAGCCAUACCUCUGGCAUUGUGUACAUAAAAGUGAUGGUGCAUGGUCACCACAGCAUUGUUACUGCUGCAGUAAUUGUGGUACUGACUUGAACCAAAUAAUAUAUAUUUUUUUAGCAUUAUUGUUCCUCUGAGGAUCAACAGGGAACUCAAACUGAGCAAAGUGUCUUAAUCCACUUUCCUGGGAAAAAAUAAUUGGUUUACUGGUUCUGCUUUAGUUAAGUCUUUCCAUAUACAAUGUUCUGAGUCAUAAAUGCUGUAUCUUACUACACCUUCUUUCAAACAGGUGUAUAAAUCAUGUUAUGUUUGAAUGUUUUGAUAAAUUCUUUUAAUAAAAUGUAACAGUGAAACAUAAAUGAUUUAAUAGCAAGUUUGAGAUACCUUACUUUUCCAGCUCUAAUCCACUUUCCCGUGGAAAAAAAAUAAUCGGUUUACUGGUUCUGCUUUAGUUAAGUCUUUCCAUAUACAAUGUUCUGAGUCAUAAAUGCUGUAUCUUACUACACCUUCUUUUAAACAAGUGUAUAAAUCAUGUAAGUUUGAAUGUUUUGAUAAAUUCUUUCAAUAAAAUGCAACAGUGAAACAUAAA